AAAGAAAUUUCCCACGAUUUAGGGAGAAUUAACAUACGUUGUGGUCUUACCAUCCCAAUUUUUAAUCUUUAUUUUUUAAAAAAAGAAUAGAAUAGAAAGUGUAAAAAAAAAAAGGACCCAUCAUCAGUAUUGGCUGUAAGCCUUUGAAAACCCGAAUAAAACAGGCUGUAACGCAGCUGUGCUUGGAACAUUACAUUCCCAAUUCUUCCUCUCCUUUCUCUCUCAAAGAAAUUUCUCCAGCAAAAUUGAGGUCAGAAUUCGCGAAGCUUGAAUCCAAACAAUCAUCAUGAGCUCCGUUUUCCAGCUGCAGAGGAAGCAAUCCCUCCCUCUCUCACAGUCGGGGACCCGGGAGGCGUCGGGCCCCGGGAUCCGCCGCCGCCUCUCCUCCCUCUCCCUGAAUCUGAAGAUCCAGCCGUCGUCCUCCCCCGCCGCCGCGUGGGCGAUGCGGCGCUCCAAAUCCGUAUCCGCCAUGGGCGAAUACGCCGGCAGCUCCGUCAGGAAGUGGUGGGAGUGGGGAUGGGGCUGGAUCCUCACCCGAAAACCUACCUUCGCCGCCGAUCUGGAAAUGAACGAGGAAGAGGUCGCCGCCAUCGGCAGCCACAGCAGGGGCAGCUGGCGCCACGUCUUCUACAAGGUCACCUCCCAGCUCCGCCGCAAGCUGCUCGGCGCCGACAAUGUCGGCCUCCCCCAGACCUUCCGCUACGAUUCCUUCAACUACGCGAAGAACUUCGACGAUGGAAGGUCCGCCGCCUCCCUCAUCCACUGAUUUCUUCUACUGCUCCGAUAAUCGUUCUUUCAUUAUUUGCCGGUGUUAUUAUAUAUAUAUCUAUAUCUAUAAUCCGAUCUCGCUCUCGCUCUGGCUCAAUUCCUGCUGCUGUUUCUCUAUAUCGAAAUUCAAUCACGCGUUAUCGGAGGGGGAUCGGCCGGCAUCAAAUAUCUCAUUGUGCGUGUGAUUCAUAUAUAGCGUAUUAUAUGAAUUUGUAUGAUAUUCUUUUUAAUUAGUUCGUUUCAUUUAUUAUGUGUAGCUUGGGUUUGUAAUUCCUUGAAUUUUGAAGAUGACCGCUUAAUUGUAAAAUGUUCCCUACUCCAAUACCUACAAUUCUCGAAAA
Molecule: messenger RNA, 1109 nt
Organism: Salvia miltiorrhiza (redroot sage)
Lineage: Eukaryota; Viridiplantae; Streptophyta; Magnoliopsida; Lamiales; Lamiaceae
Exons: 1
Coding region: 287-766 (159 amino acids)
Source: RefSeq, a predicted model, not a curated record